Closterium sp. Yama58-4 is the source of this 1701-nucleotide messenger RNA. The record is from the annotation of a GenBank genome assembly. Lineage: Eukaryota; Viridiplantae; Streptophyta; Zygnematophyceae; Desmidiales; Closteriaceae.
AUGGGCGUGGAGAGCGGGAAGAACGGGCUUGCGACGUAUUACCGAGGAGCAAUCGAGCAGAUCGAUGUGAACCUCAGAGAGAAGACCAAGAAUCUUCGCCGGCUUGAGGCCCAGCGAAAUGAGCUGAACGCCAAAGUGCGGGCGCUGAAGGAGGAGCUGCAGCUGCUGCAGGAGCCGGGGUCGUACGUGGGCGAGGUGGUCAAGGUCAUGGGCAAGACUAAGGUGCUCGUCAAGGUGCACCCGGAAGGCAAGUACGUGGUGGACGUGGACAAGGGCAUCGACCUGACGAAGCUGACGCCCAGCACGCGUGUGGCGCUGCGCAACGACAGCUACGUGCUGCACCUGGUGCUGCCCAGCAAGGUGGACCCGCUGGUGUCGCUCAUGCGCGUGGAGAAGGUGCCCGACUCCACCUACGACAUGAUUGGCGGGCUGGACCAGCAGAUCAAGGAAAUCAAAGAGGUGAUUGAGCUGCCCAUCAAGCAUCCAGAGCUGUUUGAGAGCCUUGGAAUUGCCCAGCCCAAGGGAGUGCUGCUGUACGGACCCCCUGGCACGGGCAAGACGCUGCUGGCUCGGGCGGUGGCGCACCACACGGACUGCACGUUCAUCCGCGUGUCGGGCUCAGAGCUCGUGCAGAAGUACAUCGGCGAAGGCUCUCGCAUGGUGCGCGAGCUCUUCGUCAUGGCCAGGGAGCACGCGCCGUCGAUCAUCUUCAUGGACGAAAUUGACAGCAUAGGGUCGGCUCGCAUGGAGUCAGGUAGUGGCAACGGGGACAGCGAGGUGCAGCGCACCAUGCUCGAGCUGCUCAACCAGCUUGACGGCUUCGAGGCCUCCAACCAGAUCAAGGUGCUGAUGGCAACCAACCGGAUUGACAUUCUGGACCCAGCGCUUCUCAGGCCUGGCCGUAUUGACCGCAAGAUUGAGUUCCCCAACCCAAGCGAAGAGUCUCGUGUGGACAUUUUGAAGAUCCACUCUCGCAAGAUGAACUUGAUGAGGGGCAUUGACCUUUCGAAGAUAGCUGCAAAGAUGAAUGGAGCGAGUGGUGCUGAGCUCAAGGCUGUUUGCACGGAAGCUGGCAUGUUUGCACUACGGGAGAGAAGGGUCCAUGUGACGCAGGAAGAUUUUGAGAUGGCAGUGGGGAAGGUCAUGAAGAAGGAUUCGGAGCAGAACAUCUGUCGCUCUGCCUGGACGUCGCGUCUCGGUAGUUUCAGUGCGUUCUCCUUCUCAUUUCAGUUACGUCACAACGCCAUGGCCCUCGCGUGCUCCAUGUCGUCAGCAACAUCCACAUUGAAGCUGUCCCUCGCUCCUCCCAGAACAGCCUCCACCACACGCCGAUGCACCGUCAUCUGCCAAGCCGAGCCCAUCCGGCGACCAGGACCCGUCGCUCCGCAAUCAGCGGACGCUCCAGCAGCCGCGGCUCCUGCCAGCCCAGCCUCCUCCGCAGCAGCGACGGUUCCGGCAGGCGUGACGGUGGAGUAUCAGCGGCAGGCUGCGAAGGAGAUGGUGGCGUAUUUUCAGGAGAAGAAGUACGAGCAGGACGUGCGGGACGGGAAGGUGCUCGGCUUUACCACCAAGAACGAGAUCGGCAACGGACGGUGGGCUAUGUUUGGUCUGGCAGUGGGUCUGCUCACAGAAUACGCCACAGGGGUGAACUUUCCAGACCAGCUCUACAUUCUGCUCUCCAAUUUCGGCAUUGUUGACUAA